GACGGGCCGGAGCCGCGGGAUUCAAACUCCCGGAAGCGGCGCCGGGCCGGGGCCAGACGGGCUGUGGUUUGGGGUGCUCGGGCCCCGUCCCGUCCCACGGAGCGAGAGCCGGCAGCAGGAUCCGGGAAGCCCUGCGCCUGACUCCAGCUGUCGGGAGCCAUGUCCUGCCCGCUAAAAGGGAUCGCUGUUCCGUGACGCCGCGUUUGGGUUUUACGGGCGCCGAAAGAUGAACCCCAAGACCGCCAAAGAUCGUAUUAUGGGCAAGUGGGGCUUAAAGUCGAGCAGCUCCAGAGCUGAGAGUGGGCUGGAGAAGGGUAAACAGGAGAGCGCUGGGCUGAGGAAUCAUCCCACGGAGGAAGCCGCCCCCGGGAGCGGCGGGAUGGCGGAGGCGGAGAGGAGCGGGCUCCUCCAGAAAAUACAUUCCCUUGAAAAAGAAAAAGAAAAACACAACCAUCUUGUUGGAGAGAAAGACAGGGAAAUCCAAAACCUGAAAGACAAGCUUAAGUCCAAAACCAGUAAUAGUGAAGUCUCCUUACUACGAAAUCAACUAGAGGAAAAAACAAAGGAAGCAGAAAGGAGAGAACAGUUACUUUGUUCUCUAUCAGAAGAAAUUAAUCGGUUAAAAUGUAAUUUAUCUGCUGUCAUGGCAAAAUGUUCUGAUCUCGAGAACAAAGCCAGUAGCACUUCUCAGGCAUCCCAGGAAGCUGUAACAAACAGCACUGAAGUUGAAAGACAAUUGAAAGAUGCUCUUGAGAAAAACCAACAGUGGCUACUGUAUGACCAGCAACGGGAAGCAUAUGUCAGGGGAUUGCUUGGGAGGAUCUUUGAACUUGAACAGAAGUCAGAAGUAGUUAACCAACAAGAAUCUAAAGGAUUCAGUUCAGAAGGUCAUCUGCAAAAGGAAAAGCAAGAAUACUAUGACCACCUGCUACUAACUGCUAAGAGGGAUCUUGAGACUGAAAGAUGCACUGUAACCCAGCUGAGAUCUGAACUUAAUGAAUUCAAAAAGAAAUAUGAAGAAACACAAGGAGAAAUAAUGAGUUUAAACGCCUCAUUGCAGUCACAACGGGUUGCUGAAAUGAAGGCUCAAGAAAAUGAAAAUAAAAUGAAAGAGAAAGUGCAGAGACUAAAACAGGAAAAUGAAAUUUUCAAAGAAAAGCUCAGAGAAGGAAAAAAAAAAGCUGAAGAUCUUUCUUGUCAGGUGCAACUUCUUCAUAAAUCGUUGCUCAAACAGAAAGAGGAGCACACAAGGAUAGCUUUGUUGGAACAACAGAUCCAGACAUGCACCACAGACUUAGAGAAUGGAAAGCUUGAUCGCCAGAACUUGGAGCAUCAGUUAAACAAAGUCCUCAAGGAACUGCACAAGGCCAGGGAGCAAAUAUCCCGUCUGGAACCUCUGAAACUCCGAGAAUCUGGACGUGUGGAACUACAAGAAGAUCUGCAAGCUCUGUUUGACGAGAAGCUGACCACGUAUGACAGAAGUCCUUCCCCAAAACAUUCAAGCCUCCUUGAUGAAAGUUUUCUCGAGUGUCCCAGAUGUAAAAUGAUGUAUCCAACAAGCCAGCACAGAGAAUUGUUAGCACAUAUUGACUUCUGUACAGCUUGAGCUCCAAAUGGACUUACUAUAUUUGCUUUACACAUACUGCCAAUAUGCUCAGCAAGAGAUCUUUUAAAGCUUUAUUCUUAAGGUUGCAUAAAGGA
Molecule: messenger RNA, 1701 nt
Organism: Manacus vitellinus (golden-collared manakin)
Lineage: Eukaryota; Metazoa; Chordata; Aves; Passeriformes; Pipridae
Gene: CEP55
Product: centrosomal protein 55
Exons: 8
Coding region: 227-1606 (459 amino acids)
Biological process (GO): mitotic cytokinesis; regulation of phosphatidylinositol 3-kinase/protein kinase B signal transduction
Source: RefSeq, a predicted model, not a curated record